UCUAUUUUCAUACUUUCUGUUUUUGAACUAAAUGCCGAAUAGCUCUUAGUUCUUUUUUUAAAUCCGUUUUAUUUAUAUCAACCUCUGCAGUAGAGGUAUGUAGUUGUAAAAGAUGUGUUAAAAGAUCGAGAAAGUACGACAUUCGGAAUAAUGGGAAAGAUCUAGAAUGGUCACAUAGACCUGUAGUCAGGAUUUGCUGAGGAGGGAGGGGUGGGGACUGUGCGUAGGAACCGAAAACGGAUGCGCAGGCCAUGUGUUUUGUAAAAAUGUGAAAAAUCGGGUGAUUCUUGAAAAUAAAAAAACAAAAAUUGGCGGUCAAGGGGGGUGGGCACUCCUAGCUACGCGUCUGUAAAGGAAUAUGUCUUCAGGUUUGCAAACUAUUGUCAUACCUCUGCCUUAUCAUAAGAAACCAAGUGCAUGACCAGGAUUUGUUUCAUGCGGUUAAGGGGGAAAGGGGAACAAAAAAUUAAGAAAAUCUUUCGGGGCAUGACCACGCUCCUACAGGGCCCCCAGUGCCCCACCAACUGCUAGCUAUUGUCAUACCGUUGCCUUCUCAUAAGACACCGUCAAAGUGCGUGACCAGGAUCUGUUAAACGGAGGAGGUACUCAGACAUAGAUAUUAAAUAUAUGAGAUCCUACAAUAUGAAAAUUCUUGAAGAAACUUUUAGGCGGUCUACGUACGCCUAGGAACAAAGAAGUUGGACUGACGGUGAACUUCUAGUUUGGAUUUGAUUAUUAAUUGUUACAAAAGCAUAACGAAAUAUCUCUCCGGCCUCCAAAAAUCAUGCCCAUCUUACAUACAUACGUAUUCAUUUUCAGCCAGACCUGCCACCCUGAGUAUUCUUUCUAGAUAUUUAGUCCUUCUCGCGGUGAACCACCAAAGGAAUCCCAUAAUGAGUGUACCACUCAUGAUCUAUCUCGGUGUUGUGAGCUUCGCGGGCUCAGUCUUCAACUUCAUCGUCCUCUUGGUAUUUCUCAGCAAACGCCAUUUUCUCCAGGUGCCAGAUGUCUUCCUUAUCAGCGUAGCAAUCAGUGAUUGCCUCGCGUGUGUCAUUGCAAUGCCUGUGACGCUAUUAGCCGUCAGCAACGGUAGCUGGCAAUUUGAUUUUGAACUCUGCAAAAUGCAUGCAUCACUUUUCUACACCUUUGGUCUCGUCUCCAUCACUCACUUGUCUGCCAUGGCGUUCGAGAAGUAUCUAACUCUCUUUAAGAGCACAAGUACUAACGGGUACUACCUCACUAAAGGGCAGGCUGUCAAGAUCAUAGCAGCCCUGUGGGGGUACUCCCUAGUGUUCAGUUUGUCCCCCCUUGUCGGCUGGGGCGCUUACGGACUGGGACCAGAGAACAUGACAUGCACGUUGCUAUGGGGAGCGAGUGGAGCGAAAGAUGACACGUACUAUGGCGCUGUGUUUCUUGGAUGUUUCUUUGUGCCGGUUGGUUUUAUACUUUUCAGCUACUAUCACAUUAGUAAGUUGAGGAGAAAGACGUUUGUUCAACUAAGCAGGAAUUCAGUGUGCUCUGCCCAAAUGGUGAUGUUCGCCAAAAUCAUGAAGCGUAAGCACAUCGUUUUUGCCAUGAAGCUAACUCUGCUUAUCGGUGCUUACUUCUUCGCCUGGCUUCCUUACAGUGUUGUCUCAUUACUCAUGGUUCUACGUGUUGAGCUUCAAGCCAAUGCAGUAAUAUACAGCAGCAUGUUCGCCAAAUCAAGUUUCUUGUUAAACCCAGUAGUUUAUUCCUUCAUAACUAAGAGAUUUUGGGAAGAUUUUUUUCAUUUUUUGAGGCGCUGUAGAAGAUCUAGAAAAAUUGACCCAUUAAUAUCACAAUCAUAUGUGUUGUUUCCUCUACCGAAUGAAGCCUUUCAUUACGGUUCAUACAAGCCCCGACAACCAUGCGUUACAUAAUUUCUGGAUUUUACAACAAAAAGAUAUGGGCUAGAUAUCUAGCAUGGACUGAAACAAGGCGGCGUCCUACCCGCAUGACAUUUAUUUCAAUCAACAAAAUAUAUAUGUUUUUAUUUUCAACCUUAUGUUAUUUAUUUUGAGCACUUGAUAUGGAAUAAUGUGAAACAUUCCCUUUUUGCCAUGCUUAUCAAAGAUGGACGGUGUUACUUAGACACUAUGAAGUACAGUCCCCUUGAGAGAGUAAUUGACGAGGUAGCAUUUCGCGUUAUUCUUUUUUGAUACCCCCAUCUGUGAAAAGGCUGGAACAGGGGGGUGGGUGGGAGAUUUUCGAGAAAACGACUUGGGAACGCCGGACGGCCACUCUACAGACAACCCCGGUCUUCAUAUGUGUUUGCCAAAUAUUUAGGUACGUUGAAGUCUCUUGGCCUACAAUUCCACCUGCUAGGGCUGGGGGACCCGGAGGGGCUGUCCGGCGGUCCCAAGCUGGUUUCUCGGUAAUCCCAGUCCCUCCCUUGGAAGACUUGGAUGGGGAGGGGGGGAGGGGGGUUCUUGGAACUUCACGAAACGCAAAACUAAUACUGUCAGCCAGGCCUUCCGUAGAUGUGGGGUCUUAAGAAUAAAACUAUAAAAAUAUUGAUUUCUAGCUACGUAAAAGUGACAUUAAGAAUUGCACAUGCGUAGAUUGUGUCGCUUCUUUGCUGACCCACAUGGAUU
Messenger RNA from Nematostella vectensis (starlet sea anemone), 2615 nucleotides. RefSeq names its product rhodopsin, G0-coupled. Gene Ontology annotation, biological process: G protein-coupled receptor signaling pathway. Lineage: Eukaryota; Metazoa; Cnidaria; Anthozoa; Actiniaria; Edwardsiidae. Gene Ontology annotation, cellular component: membrane. The transcript has 2 exons. The record is from RefSeq and is a predicted model, not a curated record. Gene Ontology annotation, molecular function: G protein-coupled receptor activity. Bases 894 to 1901 code for a protein of 335 amino acids.